Teleopsis dalmanni is the source of this 1695-nucleotide messenger RNA. Its product is annotated as cytochrome P450 CYP12A2-like. Bases 74 to 1675 code for a protein of 533 amino acids. The record is from RefSeq and is a predicted model, not a curated record. The transcript has 5 exons. Lineage: Eukaryota; Metazoa; Arthropoda; Insecta; Diptera; Diopsidae. Gene Ontology annotation, molecular function: heme binding; iron ion binding; monooxygenase activity.
AUUUCUUGGCGAAAACAUCUCAAUUUCGCCGUUGGCUAUUAGAUUUUAAUACGGUUCAAGUUUUUGGUUAAAAAUGUUAUCAUCCAAAAUAUUUCAUGUGAAGCUAAACGUACGAUAUGUCAAUAUCGUAACAGGCUUAUCUACUUCACAGGUACGAUCACAAACAAAUGCAGCUACACAAGUGUCUCAGAAAGAAUGGCAGGAAGCACGUCCUUUUAAGGAUAUACCAAACGAAAGCGCUCUUCGAUACAUACGCAACUUCCUACCUGGUGGCGAAUAUCGCAAUUUAAAUUAUGCAGACACGUUGUACAAAUUUCAUGAAAAAUAUGGUGAUAUUUGCUUAAUACCUUCGCUUUUUGGAAGGUCUCCAAUACUUUUGACAUUCAAUCCUGCAGAUUUCGAAACCAUCUUCCGAAACGAUGGUAGUUGGCCAAAUCGUCCAGGCCUGGAAAUACUAUUAUACCAUCGUGAAAAACAUAGACCAACCUUCUAUCAAGGAGCUAAUGGUUUAUUACCAAGUAAUGGAGAAAAAUGGGUAAAGUUUCGUUCAGCUGUUAAUCCUGUACUUAUGCAGCCUAGAAAUGCUAAAUUCUAUAUAUCCAAGAUGUGCAAAAUUAGCUCCGAAUUUGUUGAAAGAAUAAAACAAAUACGAGAUCCAAAAUCACUUGAAGUACCUGCAAAUUUCGAGGAUGAAAUAAAACGCUGGAUACUUGAAUCAAUUUUGGUUGUGGCGUUAAACAAACAACUUGGGUUGAUCAGAAAUAAUAGUGAUGAUCCCGUAGCAAAGAAAUAUUUCGAUAUUAUAUCUGAAAUUCUGAUUUUGGCAGGCGAAUUCGAAAUUCAGCCACCAAUUUGGAAAAUUAUAAGCACUCCAAAAUUCAAACGUGUAAUGCAACUUUUGGAUGAACUACAAGAUAUUACAUUGAAUUAUAUAGAGGAAACAUUAGUGAGAUUGCAGGAAGAUCGUAAAAAUGGUACAAUAAGAAAUGAAGCUGAGAAGAGUAUUCUGGAGAAGUUAUUCAGCAUCGACAAAAGAAUAGCAAUGGUGUUGAUUGUGGAUAUGUUGCUGGCAGGCGUUGAUACGACAACUACAACUUUUACUGGCAUUAUGUUGUGUUUGGCGAAGAAUCCAGAAAAACAACAGAAGCUACGCGAAGAACUCUUUCGUAUUAUGCCACAAAAGGACACGCCUUUUACAGAAGAUAUUCGUAAGGAGCUAAAUUACACGAGAUGCUGCAUUAAAGAAGCGCUUAGAGUUUAUCCCCUAGGCCCUGGUAAUACUCGUGUGUUACAAAACGAUGUGGUAUUAAGUGGUUAUCAGGUGCCAAAGGGUAUACUAGUUGUAAUGAUGGCUGAAAGUUUACUUAAAAAUGAGACACAUUUUCCAAGAGCAAAUGAAUUCAUGCCUGAGAGAUGGAGGAGAGGCAUCAAACAAGAUUCAACUGAAUGUCCGGGUUCAAUGAAAUCAACAAACCCUUUCAUUUACUUGCCAUUUGGAUAUGGUCCAAGGGUUUGUAUUGGUAAACGUAUUGCAGAAUUGGAAUUAGAGUUAGGUGUGGCUAGGAUUAUAAGGAAUUUUAAAGUGGAAUUUAAUCACUCAACUGAAAACGCGUUUAAGCCGCUUAUAUUCAAUAUGCCUAAUAUUCCAUUAAAAUUUAAGUUUAUUGAUUUAUAGUUUUUUAAUGAAUUUAUUUA